AUGCUUUGCGAAGCAUGCGAGAAGAUAUUUUGUGGCCGUCAAAUGUUGAGUAAUUCAGUUCGCCUCUGGAAAACUAAUCCUCAUCAUUCUUCUUUGCAAUCAAUUAUUGAUGCUUCGGCCUCUGGAUGUUGGAUUUGUUAUCGACUGCUGGCAUCUUUCAGCAAUAAGACAGAUUAUAAGGCUGCAAUCGCAGGAGCGUCUCCUUUGAUUACACCUUCAACGUGGAAGUUAAAUCACGCAUCUGACCAACGAUGUUGGUGCCUUCAGUUUCUUUUUGGAGACAAUUAUCAUGAAUUCACCGUAAUGUCACACGAAAAGUAUGGAGGGCCAGACACAAAUCAUGCGUCGAUCGCAGGCGAUACUACAAUGUCAGAUGCUGCACUGUCACAAGCCUCGAAGUGGUAUCGUGAAUGCUUAUUGAAGCAUACCACUUGCAACACUUCACUGGUAUCCAAGUGCCUCAUGCCAACUAGACUGCUUCGAAUUGAUGGAAGCGAAAAAUAUGUCAGGCUUGUUCUGACAAAGGAAGAAGUGGUCCAGGACUCACAUUACUCAACCCUGAGUCAUUGCUGGGGAAACUCUGAUAUUUUAAAGCUUACAAUUUCGAAUCUAGAAAGUUUGAAGGCUGGUAUCUCUCUCGAGCGACUCCCGAAGACGUUUAUUGAGGCCAUAUUUGUUGCUAGAAAGUUGUUCAUUCCUUACAUAUGGAUAGACUCACUUUGUAUCAUUCAGGACUCUGAAGAUGAUUGGCAGGCUGAAUCUGUCUCGAUGGAAGAUGUCUAUGGCAGCAGUAGUCUGAACAUUAUGGCUACUGUCUCGAAAAAUAGUCAUGAGGGUCUUUCUCGACCUCGAGACCCCAGGAUGUUGGAGACAUGUCCAGCAAUCCAGUCAAGAUGGGAAGAUGCUAAGAACGAUCUAUUCUAUCUAUUCAACAAAAAAAUCUGGAGAGAAAAACUGUACAGUGGACCACUGCUAGUGCGAGGUUGGGUUUUGCAAGAACGUGUCUUAUCACCUCGUUCACUCCAUUUUCGUGAUAGUGAACUACUCUGGGAAUGCAGGGAGAUAGCCAGUUGCGAAACAUAUCCAGCAGGGCUACCAGAAGCUUGCGAGCAGGAGAAUUUCAAGAUCCGACCACUCUCGGGCUCUGAUUUAUAUGAAAGGAAGCAUUUGAUAGACGGGGCUCAGAAGACCAUGAAAGGCAUUGCUUAUGAUAGAUGGAGCCGGUGGGUUACUCUUUACAGUGGAACACAUCUAACGAGAGAUUCGGACAAACUAGCUGCAGUCAGUGCGCUGGCCAAGUGCACACGGGCAGUUUUAGAUGACGUCUAUAUGGCAGGCCUUUGGAGAUCUAUGUUUGCCGAUCAACUUCUCUGGUGCGUUUGUUUCACUUCUCGCCCAAAAGACUAUCGAGCACCCACUUGGUCUUGGGCCUCGGUUGAUGGCGUUGUUAUCCUUCCUUCCAUCCGUCCCAAUACCAAAUAUCACAUUGAGAUCGAUGAGGUACGAGUGACGCCCGUUUCCGGCGUCGAUGACACUGGUUCCAUUUCGGAUGGAUAUUUUCGUGCGCGGGGACUGCUAAUACGUGACAAACUUGUCAACGACCAGAGAAAUCCUGGACUUCACUCCCUCGCCGGGAACGAUAAAGGUACAGUUCUGACUAUAGAACUGGAUGUGCCGUUCGACCAAUGCAGAGAAAAGGUGAUAGUCGUUCCCAUCUUGACAAACUUGGAUGGACCGGGUCAUGAGGAUUAUUGGUUUCAUGCAUUACUUCUUCAGGAGCGGGCGAUGUCACCAAAUGGCUUCUACACGCGGAUAGGCCUUGUGUCGGCCGACCAUAGUUAUGUAAAGAAUAAGAUGGGCUUGGACCAUCCCCAAAGUCUGUCCAAGUUAAAGUUUCCAGGGAACCAUGGCGGUUCGAGUUCUAAAUCAAACAAUUCGACCCAAGAUGGGGGAGGUGCAGAUUUCGACGUUGAGUUGGAUGAGAGUUUGUAUCUAGAGGGUUCACUGGGAUCUUUUGUGGUUUAUUGA
Botrytis byssoidea is the source of this 2028-nucleotide messenger RNA. RefSeq lists its product as uncharacterized. The transcript has 2 exons. The coding region runs from base 1 to 2028 and encodes 675 amino acids. NCBI's taxonomy places the organism in Eukaryota, Fungi, Ascomycota, Leotiomycetes, Helotiales, Sclerotiniaceae. The record is from RefSeq and is a predicted model, not a curated record.